UACGUGGUCUCGGCACACAAGGCCAGCUCGGUGACAGCGAGCGUCAGCGGGGCGUUUGUAGCACCGCACGAGACGAACCUGGUGGUGGCCAAGGGCAAUCGGCUUGAAAUUCACACACAGACCAGCCACGGGCUAAUGCUUGUGACCGAGCAGGCACUGUACGGACGCAUCACAUCGCUACACUUUUUCCAUCCGACGGGGCGUCUGACAGGACUUGUCCUGGUGACUUCUGACAAGCAGCAGUUUGCGGUGCUCUCAUGGGACGCGGCCGCGCAGACACUUGUGACGGAGAGCUCGGGCGAGAUUGUGGAGCGGACGGGGCGGCCGGCAAUCGAGGCGUGCCUCGUGACGGUCGACCCGGAGUCGCGCAUGCUUGCCAUGUACUGGUACCAAGGGAUAGUGCAUUUGUUCCAGAUGGCCGGCGGACAGGCGAGACGUGGGUCGGUGCGCAGUGCCGGCGGGCAGGUGCGGCGGGCCAGCAGUGGGGGGAUCGAAGAGUGGCCAUAUGCACCGCCGGCAUUGGCGGUUCUGUAUGAGGACGCGAAUAUGACGCGGCAGAUCCACGUCUACCGGGUUGGCGAGGCACAGAGCGAAAUGCAGCUUGUGUCGCUCUGGACCAGCGAGCCUGUGGACCAGACCGUAUCGCAUAUUGUUGCAUUGACGAAUGGCGCGGUCCUGGCAAUCGGCGACGAUUCGGUUGCGGUAGUGGCACAGAAUACGCCCAUGCUGAGCAUGUCGAUGCGCGCGGCCAGCGUGACAGCGUGGGAGUGGAUCGACCGGGAGCAGGGCGAGCGGCUGCUGCUAGCCGACGACGAAGGGGUGCUGUCGCUGGUUGUGUUAAAGUCCGCAAGCGGAGCAGCGAGCAAAGUAAAGGACCUAUAUGUGGAGCGAAUGGGCGAAAUCUCGGUUGCCUCCAGCCUCACGUAUCUGUCGGACGGGUGCCUGUACGUCGGCUCGCAUUUCGGCGACCAGCAGCUGACAACAAAGGUCGAUGCGGACACAUUUGUCGAGCCGCUCGAGUCGUUCCAGAACCUGGCGCCCAUUAUGGAUUUGUGCGUAGGAAGCGGGCUGGCGUCCAGCAGCCAUGGCAGCAUAGUGACGUGCUCGGGCAUGCGCAACAAGCCCAGUCUGCGCAUGGUACGCAACGGGGUGGGCAUUGAUCGCAUUGCAGGGCUCGACAUUAAGGGCCUGCUGGGUGUCUGGUCGUUCACAGCCAGGGGCACGCCGGACUUGGAGCAGGUGGUGCUGGUGCUCAGCUUGUUCAACCAGACGCUGGUUCUGGGGUGGACUGAGCCUAGCGCAGGCAGGGAGAUUGAGAUGAACGAGCUGGAUGUUGGCAGCGGCCCGCAGCCGGGCUGGCGCACCAGCGAGCUGACGCUGGCAGUUGGACUGACAGGGGACCAAAACCACGUUAUUCAGGUUACUCCGACCGCAGUCACGCUGAUCGGCAUCGCUGGGUGGCAGCAGCGUGCGGUGUGGACGCCCGAGAGCGGCGCUCCAAUCAGCGUUGCCUCGGUUUCGGGCGACCAGAUUGCAGUGGUGGUUGAUGGCAAGGCUGUCGGGUAUCUGGAGGUGCAGGGCACGAGUAUUGUGCCUGUGGCAUUGCGCGAGCUCGGGCAGUAUGUCUCGUGCAUUGACGUGCAUUCGUGGGACAGGCGGCAGGUGCGCUCAUCGCUGGUUGCCAUCGGGCUCUGGGGCACCAACGACAUCCAGCUUCUGCAGCUGCCAAGCCUGGAAACGCACCCGCUCGCACCAACAGCAUCGAGUGGGUGCGAUUUGCCGCGGUCGAUUCUUAUGUGCAUGCUAGGCAAUACGCGGUAUGUUCUGGUUGGGCUGGGGGACGGGCGGCUCCACCAUUUCGCGGUGCGGCAGCUGGGCUCUGACUGGUUUGUUAGCGAGCACAAGAGCGUUGCGCUGGGAGCGCGGCCGAUCCGGCUGACGGCGUUUGCGAGCCGCGGCUCGACAAGCGUGUUUGCGGCAGGCGACCACUCGGCGGUGCUGUUUGCAGGACGGCGCGGGGCAGAACGACGUAGCAGCGAGGCAGGGGAGGGCAAGCUUAUGUAUGCGAACGUGGACGCGUCGGAGGUGAUGCAUGUGGCGCCGAUCGCGUCGCAGAGCUUCCCCGACGCGCUGUGCCUGGCGAUGCCCGGGCAGCUGGCGAUUGGCACAAUUGAUCCAGUGCAGAAGCUACACAUCCGCAGCACACCGCUGCCAAAGUGGGCAGCGCCGCACCGCGUGGUGCAUAAUGUGGGCAUGGGGAUGUUUGGGCUGGCGACCGUGCAUUCGCUGGGCACGCCGCCGGUCGAGGCGGGGCGGUUCUCGGUGGUCGAUGCACAGACAAUGGAUGUGCAGGCGUCGAUGCUGCUGCGGCCAUAUGAGCUGCCCGAGAGCCUGUGCGUGGCCUCGCUGGCAGGCCUGGAGCGCACGGGGCGGGCAGCAGCAGACGGGGUGCCAGACGUGUUUGUGCUGGGCACGUCGAUUGUGAUGCCGAACGAGGAUGAUGCGCGACGCGGGCGCAUCCUGGCAAUGCAGUGGGAUGGGCAGCGCAUGCGGCUCAUCGGCAGCUUCACAGCUCACGGGGCAGUGUAUGCGGUGCGGGCGUUCCGCGGCAUGGUGCUGGCGGCAGUCAACAACCACGUGAUUCUGCUGGGCUGGCAGCGACAUGCCGACUACGAGCUGGUGGUUUUGUAUUCGCAGCAGACGCAGAUAGUGACGGUAUCGCUGACAGUCAGCGGCGACUACGUGGCAGCCGGCGAUCUGAUGUCGUCAGUGUCCAUGUACAAGUAUGAAGAGACCAGUGCUGACAGCAAGACGGAGCGGCGGCUGGUGCCUGUGACGCGCGACUACGCAUCAUCAUGGGUGACAUCGGUGGCCACGGCGCCGGCACCACUGGCGCAGAACCUCAUGCGGAUGUUCCCGGAGCGGAUUGCCGACGAGGUGGAGAUGGCGGGGCGGGAGCAUCUGGCGGUUGAGGGCCGCUGGCAUCUGGGCGAUAUGGUCAACUGCAUGCGCACAGGCUCAUUGGUCAUGGAUAUCCCUGAUCCGGAGUUCCCGGAGCUCUUCCGCCCCGCGCUGGUCUUUGGAACGAUCCAUGGCGCAGUCGGCGUGAUUGCCUCUGUUGAAGACGGCAAGCUGGGCCGGAUCCUCGACCGGCUGCAGACGAACCUUGCGCACCUUCUGCCGACCGCCGGCAUGUGGAGCUACGAUAAAUGGCGCGCCUACCAUACAGGCCAGCGGCAGACCCGCGCCUUUGGAUUCCUGGACGGCGACCUGAUCGAGAGGUUUUUGGACCUGCCGGCGGAAAUGCAGGAGCUGGUGGUUACG
Messenger RNA from Linderina pennispora, 3324 nucleotides. RefSeq lists its product as uncharacterized. NCBI's taxonomy places the organism in Eukaryota, Fungi, Kickxellomycota, Kickxellomycetes, Kickxellales, Kickxellaceae. The annotation marks the transcript as partial. The record is from RefSeq and is a predicted model, not a curated record. Gene Ontology annotation, cellular component: nucleus. The transcript is spliced from 8 exons. Gene Ontology annotation, molecular function: nucleic acid binding; protein binding.